AUACGCAACCGCAACCGUCUUCCCUUUAACCUUCUGGGCAGGGCAGUGUUUCAGUUUCUUGGAGCACAAUGUGCAGCAGAGAAGUGCCAUUUCUCCCUCAAGACGCAUCUAAAGAGGUGUAGAUCUAGAUGCUUUCUUUGUCUAGAUGGAGCCCUCAGGCACCCCAGAGUCCAUCACCCCUUUUGAAUAUGAUCCUCAGAGCUUACUGUGUGAGAACAAGACCUUUACCUUUGCCACCAUCAGCACCACCAUCCUGUACCUCCUGGUGUUCCUCCUCAGCCUGGUGGGCAACAGCCUGGUGUUGUGGGUCCUAGUGAAGUAUGAGAGCCUGGAAUCCCUCACCAAUGUCUUCAUCUUCAACCUGUGCCUCUCAGAUCUGGCGUUCUCCUGCUUGUUGCCAGUGUGGAUCACGGCGUACCACUGGGGCUGGCUGCUGGGGGACUUCCUCUGCAAGCUCCUCAGCAUGAUCUUCUCCAUCAGCCUCUACAGCAGCAUCUUCUUCCUGACCAUCAUGACUAUCCACCGCUACCUGUCGGUGGUGAGGCCCCUCUCAUCCCUGCGUGUCCACACCCUCCAGUGCCGUGUGCUGGUGACCAUAGCUGUGUGGGCAACCAGCAUCCUGUCCUCCAUCCCUGAUGCUAUCUUCCACACAGUGCUUUCUUCACAGUGUCAGUACUCAGAAAGGAAGGGGUUCCUAACCUCGGUCUACCAGCAUAAUGUCUUCUUCCUGCUCUCCAUCGGGAUUAUCCUGUUCUGCUACGUGGAGAUUCUCAAGACCCUGUUCCGCUCUCGGUCCAAACGGCGCCCUCGGACAGUCAGGCUUAUAUUCACCAUCGUGGCAGCCUACUUCCUUAGCUGGGCUCCCUACAACCUGCUCCUGUUUCUGGAGACACUGCUGAAACUUGGGGUCAUCCAGAGCUGCGAGUUCAGCCAACAGAUGGAUUAUGCCAUGCUCAUCUGCCGCAACCUUGCCUUCUCCCACUGCUGCUUCAACCCAGUGCUCUACGUUUUUGUCGGGGUCAAGUUCCGCAGACAUCUCAAAAGUCUGCUCCGGCACUUCCGGAUCUGCGGGCAGCAGGCAGCCAGCAUUCCUCAUCACACAGCAGGCUCCUUCAAUUACGAGGGUGCCUCCUUCUAUUGAAAGGGAGUUCAGUGGUGCCAAUGGAGGUAGACAGAGCUGCUGGAGUGGGACCAGGGAGAAGCAGGGCAGGAGGGCAUGCUGGCGAAUGCCAUGGCCACCUUCCACAAGUAGGUCCUUCAUGUCUCGUCUUCUGCAGAUAGUGGCAGAAACUGGAAACUGUAUAUUUCCAUCCAGAAAAACAUUUCUUGGAUUCUGAGUUCAUCAUUCAUUCCUUCAUUAAUUCAUUCCUUCAGACAUUGCUUAGUCCAGAAGGCUCUGAAACUUGGAAGGAUUCCCAGAAAGGAAUCCCUCCAAGGCUUUUUGAGGGUCUGAGGCUCCGUGUGUGUGCUAAUUGUAUAGAUGCAGACUGAUGGUAGAUGGUCUGUCCCCUGCUCACCUGGAGGGUUGUGCCAGCUGACUUUGGAGGGGUUGGCUCUGCACUCCUCUGUGACUGCUGGGUGAGACUGUUUCACUGGGCCAAGAUAAGCAUAUCCUCAAAUAAGCAAGUCAGAAUGUAAUCUGGAUCCUGAAGACCCAACUAGACAGGAGAUACAUUCCAUGUCAUAGCUCUAGUGUAUGCCACAUGAACUAGCACCUGGAUAUUCAGCCCAUAAAUAAUCUUUUGUGGAAAGACUGAAUGCAGUAAGUGCCAUCUUCUGCAUGAAGCAUUUGUCUGCAGGACAUAAAGAUAAGGAGAUACCAUCAUGACCCUCUAGGUACCAAUAGUCCAGCUCUGAAGGUCCAGAAAACUAAACAUCCUCCUCGGCCAAGGCAACCAGGGUGAAGAUUCCUACAUCUCAUCCUCUCUGGAUGGAUAUCGAGCUGAUACUUCAGAUUCAUCAGUUUCCACCUCAGAUGUUCUCCAUCUGCUUGGCUGAUGGCACCAGCUUCCCCCAGCCACCGACACUCCAAACCCGCAUCAUCUCUGAGUCCUACAUUUCCCUUCCCUCCACUCCCACAGCCAAGUCCUGUUGCCUCUGCCUUCCCCAUGUCCCCCAGAGCUGUUUCUGUCCAUGUUCAUUGAAUGCCCGUGGUUCCAUCCCCAAAUGAUCUCACUUCCUCAGCAUCUUCCACUCCUCACCUCUUUCCCCACAAAGUGUCCUCUGAAUGGACACCAGGGUGCUUCGGAACCCUUCGUGGAUCCUCACACUAUGCAAAUAAAGCCCAAACACCUCAGCAAGUCUUUCAGGGCCCCUGCAAUCUGGGGCCAAUGAACUUUUCCAUUGUUAUUCCACCUUCUGCCAUCCCCCCCAUGCAGCUCAGGAUCCAACCACAAAAAAACCACACCCUUCUCCCAUCCUUCCAGACACCCUUCCCCCAGUCUCCUCUGGGUCCCCGUCAUGUGGUCCCCAGGGCCUGGAACACCUGUCCUCCUACUCCACUACCUACAAGCCCCAGCUGAAACUCCUCAGGAAGACCUUCCCUAUCUGAAAAUCAGAAGAGCACUCUCUGGUGUGCUGUGGCACUCCGCUUGUCCCCUCUGAAAUAGUAUUUGUCACUCUCUACCAUGUGUCAUAGUUACACUUGUGCAUGUCUUAUCUUCCCGCCCCAUUGGAAUGCAGAGUGCCUGAGGUCUUGCACCCCAGGUCCUGCACCCUGCCAAGGGCCCUGGUGUUCUAGCACAACGUAUUGAGUGGGAACAAAGAAUGACAACUGUCAUUAUUUUUCUAAUGUAUGCAUUUGGGGGACCCAUGCCUAGGAAACACAGUCGAGCUUUCUUGCCCCAGGCUGCUGGAGUUACAGUAACCCUUCCUCCCUAAUCUAUGCUCUCAGAGCACCAGGCUUAUCCUUCUCUUUGGCAACGUCUAUACUUGACCUUGCUUUUUAGUUAGACGUACACAUGCCUGCCUCUCACACUGUCCCAUAGCAUCACAUCUCAGGACAUAGAUGAAACCCAUCUUUAAAAUUUUCCCAUACCACACAGAUCUGUUUCCAACCUGAUUUAGCUCUAGAGUGGGGCCUUUGGAAAAUCUCCCUAGGUGAUUCUGACCUGCACCCCAGUUGGGUAUGGUUGGCUGUAAGUCCUUGAAAAUGAGAAUUCCGGAUUCUUCCCACAGUCCCUUGGGCAGGACUUUGCACACAGCAGUCACUCAGUCUAUGCCUUUUGAAUAAAGUAGCUACUGUUCCAGCCUUUGGCUGGCACAUAGAGAGCACGUAAAGCAUUCACCCCUUCAGCUCCAGCUACGGUUUCAAUGAUGCAUUUGCAAUUGGGUGGCCAGCCUUAGAGGCAUUUUAUCUGGCUGGGGAAGACUGAAGGUCUAGUUUUAAAAAUUAGGCCAAUAACACCUGCUGGAGAGGACUGGGUGGUGCACCAGUGAAGGACAAAGCUCUCAUGGUCUUGCCAACUAAUGGGUGGGGACAUCACUCAGCACAGAUAGAAGAAAGAGCAAAAGGAAGGAGACAAUGAGUAGUUGUGGGCUCAGAGAUAAGCGAAUGGACUUCUGGUUAGGAUAAUCAUUCGGUGCCCCUUUCAAACCUAAUAUUAUUAAAACUUCGUUCAACUUUUAUUCAGAGGGCAGGCUGAGUCCAGGGAGGGGAAAGGCGGAGGACUACAGCCCCAAAACCAAAGCUGCAUGUUCUCAACCCCACUCUUCCCAGAAGGCAGGUUUCAGGGUCUUGCCUUACUACCAGAGCAUGCCUUUUGAGAGGUUCACUUCUUCAUCUCCUUACCCCAUCCCAUUCCUUCCCAACAAAAGCUGCUCUGCUAAGUAUAUCUUUCAACACAUUCAGCCACACCCCUGAGAUCCUGUCACUAAAUACACUCGUGUCUAUCUCCUUACAUUUCUAGUGAUUUUUGUCAUCCCCAAGAGUAGAAAGUGGAGCCUCUUCUCCUAAUGUAGUUCCUUGGGAAUCCAAGAGCAGAGGCCCAGAGAAGCACAGAUGUGAAUGGGAAGACAGAGGGACAUCCUAUCAGAGAGGGAACCGUGAAUAAGACUGCCGAAAAGUACAAUCAGAGAGCUACACAUGGGUGGCCACUCUCUACAUACCUUGACCACACCCUCGUUGGCCACAACCUCCUGCUUUCCCCCUCUCUCCACCCACAGAACCACGGUUCGACCUCAGCUAGACUCUUGUGGGCCUGUCUCUCCCCCUGUAGUCAAUCAAAGUGCCCCGGAUACUGGGCUGCAGAUCUCCUGCCAUGCCUGGCACAUAAAACAUCCACAGUGGUUCCUAGAAAAGAUGUCUUAACGGCAUUUCUACCUCCCUGCUCUCUCGGACAAAAUCAGGAAGGGAGGAGGAACCUUGCUGGUCUUUGAAUGGGAACUUUAAGCCCAGGGCAGCCCCAGACCUCAGACGACCCUAGCCAGAGUAGAAGUUCCUCAAAGGCACAAGCCUCCUGCUGAAACUCUAGAACCUCCCUUGGUGCCCCACAGGGUUUGUGGUUGGUUGAAUAAGUGGAUUGGAGACCAUCUUUUUGGCUUUUUCCUACUUCUGGUUUUUUUUUUUUUUUUUUUCCUUUCCACACUUCCUUAUAUUACAUCUUCUGGUCAACCCCAGGUACCACCAAUGGCUUCCCACGAACUCUUCCCUAGAGUCCAUCAGUCCAGACAUUGCCCGGUUUGCUGACCUCCUGAUAGCUUUCAUUUAUGGAACCUACCUGGGACAGGACAAGGAGGCCCACGAGUCUGGGAAAACCCAGCAGAAGAGACCCCAAAGCAGACUAUCUAUCUGAAAAGGCUCUCAGGAUCUGAGCCCUGGACGCAAACCCCAAAUCUAAGCUCCUUUACUGACUCACUGUGACCUUGGACAUCUCAGACCCUCAGUGUCCUCCUCUGUAAAACUGUAUAAAUGCCAACAACACAAAGGCAGACUACCCACAUGAUGGAGGUGCACAUGAUGUCACACGCAUAAAAGUACUUGCUUUGCCAAUGAUUCAGCUCCAAAUAGGAAUUACUAUUGUAAUCAUCUCACAAAGACAGAAAGCAUCAUUGUAUCACAUGCACAAAUAAAAGAUUUGCACG
Molecule: messenger RNA, 5082 nt
Organism: Mustela erminea (ermine)
Lineage: Eukaryota; Metazoa; Chordata; Mammalia; Carnivora; Mustelidae
Gene: XCR1
Product: X-C motif chemokine receptor 1
Exons: 3
Coding region: 146-1141 (331 amino acids)
Biological process (GO): chemotaxis; immune response; G protein-coupled receptor signaling pathway
Cellular component (GO): membrane
Molecular function (GO): chemokine receptor activity
Source: RefSeq, a predicted model, not a curated record